Mytilus trossulus (common blue mussel) is the source of this 5124-nucleotide messenger RNA. RefSeq names its product kinesin-like protein KIF28P. The transcript has 25 exons. Lineage: Eukaryota; Metazoa; Mollusca; Bivalvia; Mytilida; Mytilidae. Gene Ontology annotation, molecular function: ATP binding; microtubule motor activity; microtubule binding. Gene Ontology annotation, biological process: microtubule-based movement. The coding region runs from base 212 to 3298 and encodes 1028 amino acids. The record is from RefSeq and is a predicted model, not a curated record.
UCUUUACUUCCGGGUACCUGUCAGAUAUCACGAAACAUCGCAACAUAGUAAACACGUGAAAUGUUUACUUGCACUCUAAAUACCGCGGUCAAAUAAAUUUAAUUAAGAUGAUUGUGACCGGAAAUCAGUUCAAAUAUCUGGAUUUAUAAAAUUACGGAAUUUAUAGAAAACACGACAUAAGGUUGUCAACAUUCAAAGAGAAUACACAAGCAUGCCUGGAGAUAGUGUGAAGGUUGCUGUUCGUGUUAGACCAUUUAAUCAGAGAGAGAAAAAUGCAGGGUCAAAGUGCAUCAUAUCUAUGUCUGGUCAAACAACGACCAUCAAAAACCCAGAGAAUAACGAGACAAAAGCGUUCUCUUUUGACCAUUCCUACUGGUCACAUACAGAUUUUGACGAAAAUGAACUUGGACUUAACAUUGCAAAAGCAGGAUCCAACUACAGUGAUCAGAGACAAGUAUAUAAUGACCUUGGUAAAGGUGUGUUAGACAAUGCCUGGCAAGGUUAUAAUGCUGCCUUGUUUGCCUAUGGACAGACAGGAUCAGGCAAGAGUUACUCUAUGAUAGGAUAUGGAUCAAAUAAAGGCAUUGUACCAAUCUUAUGUGAGGAGCUGUUCAAAGCUGUGGAACAAAAUGACGAUAAAAGUAAACAGUUACAGGUAUCUUUUAGUAUGCUUGAAAUCUACAAUGAACAAGUCAGAGAUCUACUGGUCAAAGCUAAACCACAACAGGGUGGAUUGAAAAUCAGACAAAAUCCACAGAGUGGAUUCUAUGUUGAAGGUUUAAGGCUUGUACCUGUUCGUAAUUACAAGGAAAUAGAAAAUUUAAUGGAACAGGGAACAGUUAACAGGACAACAGCAUCAACAAACAUGAACGCUACCAGUAGUCGAUCACAUAUGGUCAUCACCAUUAGAUUUGCACAGGUGUUCCAAACAGAUGGAGGAAGUAACACCAGGAGUAGUGAUAUUAAUUUGGUGGAUUUGGCAGGAAGUGAGAGAGCAGACUCAACAGGAGCAACUGGGGACCGUCUCAAAGAGGGUUCUGCUAUAAACCAGAGUUUGUCAACAUUAGGAAAUGUUAUUAGUGCUUUAGCUGAUCUUGCCAUGGGAAAGAAGAAAACACUGGUUCCCUACAGAGAUUCAGUACUGACAAAGCUAUUACAAUCAGCAUUAGGAGGGAACAGUAGAACUAUCAUGAUUGCUGCCCUAAGUCCUGCAGAUAUAAAUUACGAUGAGACCUUAUCCACACUCAGAUAUGCCGAUCGUGCAAAGAAAAUCCAAAAUAAAGCAGUUAUAAAUGAAAGUCCAACCGAUCGUAUGAUCAGAGAGCUGAAGGAAGAGAACGCCAAACUUAUGGCCUUGAUAAAAAAGAGUGGUCUUGGUGGAGGUCAUGGUAUGAGCAAAGAGGCAACGGAAGAGGAGAAUUCCAGUGAGGAACAGUCUCGUCAAGAGUUAGAAAAGAUGUUGAAAGAAAAUGAACGGAAAAUGCAAGACAUGCAGCUAACAUGGGAACAAAGAUUAGAACAGGCUCGAAAAGACUGGGAAAGAUCAAAAGUGUCUUCUCCUUCAAGUGGGGACCAGAAGAAAGAUUGGGAGACUGUGCCUUACUUAACAAACAUCAAUGAAGAUCCUAUGUUAUCUAAUGUCAUUAAACAUUGCUGUUAUAAAGGAACAACAUUAUUGGGCAAGACAGGAAACCCAAAAGUCAAAAUUGAGGUCAGAGGACUGGGAAUACAACCAUCACAUGCUGAACUUAUAAACAUAAAUGAUAAAGAGAUGUUCUUAGAACCUGGUUCCAAAACAGCAAAGAUAUUUAUUAAUGGUCAUAAAAUCAAGUCCAAAACCAAACUGCAACAUUUGGACAGAUUAAAGUUUGGUUCGAGUUGUUUAUAUCAGUUUAUUGGUUUUCCAAAAGACCGAAAAGCCAGUGAUCCAAUGGAUCGAUAUAAUUUUGAUUAUUUCAUGAUGGAGUUAGCAGAACAUGAGGGUGUUGCCAUGGAUAUCCAGACCCCUCGUGUCCAUGAAUCUACAGAAAACAUACGGUCAGUGAUGGUUUUCCAGGAGUUUAUGGAUUUGAUGCCACUGGUAUCUGAAGCUAAUGCAAUCAGUGAAGAACUCAAAAAGAAUGUUAUAUUGGAUGCUGAGGUUAAAAGUGAAGCUAGUCAUGAUCCAAAAGGUCAAGCAACAGGGAAAGAUGUCAUUAUAAAAGUCACAAAUAAAAAGACAAACAAGGUAUGGAUUUGGUCAAAAAGUAAAUUUUUACAUCGGAAGGAUUUAAUGGAUGAAAUGUAUGUUCGAUGGAUGGAUGGAGAAAAUGUGAUUGUUAAAAGAGACAAAGAUCCAUUCUGGGAUCCUGUGGAAGAUAUAUUCCUAGGAAGUGCUCAUAUACUGCUUCAAAGUUUGUCCUAUUGUGUAGAGAUAGAUGAACAUUUUACAUUACAUAAUUAUCAUGGAAAAGAGGAAGCAGUAACCCAGGUGAAACUGUUACCCUGUGAUGGUAAGGGAGAGCUAUAUAGUGAAGAUGAGAUUAUAGAACCACAUGAAAUGAUAGGAAAACCAUUCAAUAUGAUAUUUAUGUUACCACAAUGUAUGGGUAUUCGAUGGACCAUGGAGAACCAGUCUAGAGGCAUUUACUGCAGGACAAAGUUUUACAAUCAGGAAAAUGUUAUCAGUACAAAGAAAGUAUGGGGUAAAAGUUACGCAGAUCUCAAAAUGAGACAGCAAGUUACAAUAAAAAAAGUUACGGAAGAUUUUCUGAGGUAUCUCCAGUCAGAUAAUAUGGUAUUAGAACUGUGGGGAACUCAAGUAGACGAAGAUAAACAACUAGCCACAAUGAUCAAUGGCCACAGUAAUGGUACAUCAGACGAUGGUAACGAUAUGUUGACACAGUUACAAAGAAGGGAGGAAGAAAUCGAAGGCCUACAUGAAAUCUGUGAUACGCUGAAGAAAGAAAAUUUUGGUUUACUAAAAAAAUUGGAAACACAGAAACAAGCUACAGCAAUUGCCAAUUCCAGAAGAAGUAGUACUGCUGGGACACGGAAAGAAGAAAAACCAGGAUUAGAUGUGGAUCUUGCCAAAUCAUUGAAAAAUUUCUUUAAAGAUAUAAAAUUUGUUCAACACAAUAUACAGCAAAUGAAACAAAAUGUUGAUGAAGUACAACAAAGCAAAGAACAGAAUGGUAAUCUGCUGACAGCAUUAGAACUUCAACAAAAACAGUUACAUGAUGUUGACCUCAAACUCAAUGAAAGUGUCAGAUCCUUAAAAGAAAGUGUUGCAACUGUUAUUAAAAAAUCCAAAUCGUGAUAUAUAAAUAUGGCGCAUUCUCAGGUGUCAUGGUCUUUCAAAGUGAUUGCAGGUAAAUCUAAGAUGGAAGACACUGGUAAACAGCAUUUGUGAUAUAUUUUCGCUCAUUAAGCAAUCAGCAAGUUGUGUAGACAUGUGAUAGCUAUUGUUGUGUAUACGUGUGGUAGCUAUCAGACAAUCAUCACACUAGUUUCCACAAAGGUGUGCUGUAGCUGACAAUGACCAGUAUUACAUGUAUAAUAUACACAUAAUUUGCCACCAGUAGUUUCGAAUUAGGGACUUUUGUAUUGUAUUAUAAGAUGGACUAUGGGGCUUUAUGCAAUAAAUCGAUGAUCAUAAAAUAUUUGCAAUAUUCACAUUAUCAUUCAUUCAUCUACAAUCAAUCUUUCUUUGAAGUUAUAAUCAAUUUUUGUGGAUAUUGGAAUCUUUUCACAUUUUUUGUACAAUCAAGUUUGAAUGAAAUUGAAGAUCCUACAUCCAAGUUUUAGUCUUAAAAUAUUCUGACCAUAAACAUAAAUAAGUAAUAGUUUUCUCUUUUGAAUAUUGCUUUGGGACUUUCAUAGCUUACUAUGCAGUAUGGGUUUUUCUCAUUGUUGAAGGCUGUUCAGUGACCUAUAAUUGAUUUUUUUUCUUAAAUAGUUUUAUGUAAUCUAAUAGAUGUACAUACCAUUAAAAUGGAAAGAAAUAAUUAAAUAUUCACUGAUCAGGACGCUGAAAAUGGCAAUUCAAACAAACAUAUGAUGUGGUUGGAUACUUUUAUUACUGAAAGUGCUACAAGAUAUGAUUAUAUAACAUUGUGAAAGCAGAUUGUAAAUUCAGAAAUUGUGAUGUUUUUAUUUAUGUGAAAAAUGCUACACUAGCCAGAGGCGGAUUUGGGGGGGGGGAGUGGGGGCAGGGAGCCCGCCCCCCCCCCCUUUUUGGAAAAAAAUUGGUUGCUUAUAUAGGGAAUCACUGAAGUAUGACUGGAGUGGGCCCCUUCUUAGGUCAGUCAGUGGGCCCCCACUUAUGAAAAAUUCUAGAUCCGCCACUGCUAUCAGGUUCACAAUUAUAAAAAUUUGCACUUGUAAUUUCAGUUGUGAUUUUCCUUCUACCAGAAAAUUUCUGAAUUUGCAGAAUUAAUUGCUGCACCAUUCUAUUACUGCAAGUAAAAUUCAUAUCAGUUUAGUGUAGUCUAGCUACAUUUUCAAAUCUGUCCUAAUUUUCAACCUCAACACUUUUUUUUUUAAAUAUAAGUCAUUUCAUCAUUUACUAAAUAAUUUGAUAUACAUGUAUAUUUCAUAUUGACCAUUUCAUUGUAGAUGUAUUUUCUUUCUGUCCAUUUUAUUAAACGUGUAUUUUUCAUUCCUUUCUAUUCUAUUUUACUUGUGUUUUUCAUUCCGUCCAUUUUAUUAUACAUAUGUAUUUUUUUCGUUCCGUCCAUUUCAGGCAUUUUUAUUUUGUGGUGAGGGACACUAUAUGUUUGUGUAUUGAUUUAUGAAUUAUCAUACAGUAAAACCUGACUAAACCGAACCCUUUCAGGACAUGAGAUGUUGUUCGGUUUUAGCAGGUAUUCGGUUUCAUCAGGUUCACAAUGCAUAAAAUGUGAUAUGAUUGGUCUUCAGAACAAGUUUGGUUUAGACAGGUUUCCGGUUUAUUCAGGGUUCGGUUUAAUCAGGUUUCACUGUACAUAGUUUGUGAAUAUGUUUACAUAAUUUAUAUAUUUCACUAAUGUGCAAUUGUUUCAUAUUUGAUUAUGCAUUGAGUUUCAUUUCACAGAAUUGUUUAUGUAUUGUUAAAAAUUUAAAGUUUAUUGGACAAAGAAACAUUAAAGGAUUAAAAAAGUUAAA